Messenger RNA from Penaeus vannamei (Pacific white shrimp), 2381 nucleotides. RefSeq names its product R3H domain-containing protein 4. NCBI's taxonomy places the organism in Eukaryota, Metazoa, Arthropoda, Malacostraca, Decapoda, Penaeidae. The record is from RefSeq and is a predicted model, not a curated record. Gene Ontology annotation, molecular function: nucleic acid binding.
CCGUGCCCUUGACGCGACACCUUGCUAUCGCUCGCCAACCUCCGCCAUUGGAGACUCGGGAGUCAGUCGCCUAAAUAUACUUCCUCCGCUGAACCACUUGAAAGCGUUCCUUUCGAGGACUCUUGAAACCAGCAGGACAACAUGGGUGUGAUCAGGAAGCUUCAGUCAAGAGCUAAAGUGAUCAGCUUUAGCGAGGAAUCCGUCAAUUCGCUGGGAAUUAGCCAGCCAGCUACCCCUCCUUCGGAGCCAGAAACGACAGAUGUGCCACCUCCAGCCUUUGUCCCUCAACGCCGCGAUCCUCGUCUGCUUAUUCAGCGGCUGGAGCAGCACCACCAUCAUCAGCGUAGACGCACAGGUGCAAGGAAGACUCGAAGGGCUGACAAUGCUCAAGCUUUGCAAACCUUGGUUGAAGAUGACCAGGAAGGGGUCAGCGAUGAUAUGGACGUUGCACCCAACUCUGAGGGCAUAUUCACCAAGCUCUUCAAUGACUGUGACAAGAUGAGGAUCUGGCAGUACUUCAUUUCUCUGAGUGAGGACAGGCAAGAACAUUAUUUGAAUACCAUUUGUAAAAGGAGAGAAAAUACAAGAAGCAGUGGGAUUGGUGGAGUUUCCUUUACUCAGCGUGUCAAAAACAUUGAAAAGGAGAGGAUGGAAGAGCCGCCAGAGGAAGACGGAUUCACCGUGAUUCCACCAAUGAGUGACUGUCGAAACAUGCAUCCAGCUUAUACCACUGAGCAACGAUUUUGGGAAGUGAAGCCUCAGUUGCGCAAAAUGCUUAAAGGAAGGCAGUUCCCUGUGGGUAUCUUGAAGGACCUGGAAGAUGAAAUUGUUGAAUUGUUCACUGUAGAUCCAACAACAGUGUACAUAACCCAGGAACUCAAUAGUUUCCAGCGCCUUUUAGUCCAUGCCCUCUGCGAGUACAACCUCUUAAGUUCAAAAAGUUCAACAAUGACAAAUGUUCGGCGAACGAAGGUGGAAAAUAAAGCGGAUUGUUUCCAUGCCCCUGAAGUAUCACUCAAUCAAUAUAUCGAAACUUACUAUAAGAGUAAAUAUUAACUGUACAAAAAUGAAAAGCAGAAAAGCAUCCUAAGUUUCCAGAAUAGUCCUUUCUAUGUUUAGAUUGAACUAUGUAUCAGAUGACAGAAAAUAUGAUUGGCAAAGGAGCAAAUUCGUUCAGAAUAUUUCACAAUAAGUACUUUUGGAGGUUUUGAAAUCACUGUAGUUAGAUUAUAUACAUUUUGAUUCAUAGAUGUUCCUGCUUCACACAAAUAAUUUUCAGUGCCUCUCUUAUUUACCUGCUCAAAAAGGCAUCCAGAUUAAAAAUAACUGUGCUUAAUGUUUUCACAUGUUCUCCUAUUUUAUUGUAGGUCUUGAAUUGUUUUCUGCAUAUUCAUAGGGGUUGAAUAUGAUACAGGUUCUGCUUUCAGUAUAAGUUGGCUUAGAAGUUUACAAAAUAUAACUGGUUGUCCUAACUUAUGUCUGAAUGUAUUCUAAUUGGAAGUACACUGAUAGGUUUACAUAGACAUGUAUGUAUGUAUGUCUCCUGCUUAAAGAACAUACUGUGUUAUUACCUACCUAAUUUUGUUGUGUAAACUGUUGACUAACAACUUUUGCCUAAUGUGUUGAAUUAUAAACUAUGUAUUUACUUGUAGUAUUUCAAAAUUUAUUAGCAAGAUUAUAAUUGAUAUGGCUAAAGCUGGUAUGUUGGGGCCUUUAAUUGGCAAAAAAAUAUGCUUUUACCAUGGACCUGAAGGAUUUAUAACCUUUAACACAAAGAGGACCUGAAGACAAGCCUGUCCACUAUGAUUUAAGUGCAUUAACUUUGUUUACACGUAGAUGGCUUUGGAAAUGCCUUGUCACCAAGAAGUCAAGUACUAGGCCUGCAAAAUGUCACGUGAACUGUAUAAAAAAAAAAGUAGCGUCUUUACCUUUAUUCUUGAAUUUAAAAAAAGAGUUUUCAUUAUGAGUACUGUUUGUUUGAGAAAUAACAGUAAUUGUUAUAUUGACAAUGAUAACAGUAAUAGAAUUAAAAACUUAUUUUCCCCCCAAAAAAUUAAAGAAGAGGUUGAACAUGUUGAAGUGAAUUGCUUGUGAAGGCAUCUUGUGUAAACAUAGUUGACAAAUCAAAACUUCAGUGGACAGUGCAUGUUCCCAGCACAUGGGGUGAAAGCCCUAUGAUAUUGGUAUUUUUCAUAUGUUUAAUCAUAUGGUGUAUAUACAAGAGCAUAACUGAAAGCAGUCACACAUAAAAUAACUUCAGUAGAAUGAAUUUAGGAAGCACUAUAUUUGUUACUGCUUAUUAGGGUACAAACAUUACCAUAGAUACAUUUUGCGAAAACAUUGUAAACUGAGACAUCCUGCAUAAUAUACCUUUAAACAUA